AUGAAACCUUGCACCGAAUCGAUCUAUCAGCCCUUUAGAUGUGGUGGUUGGAGAUACCGCUCUUCGGCAGAGAUCGUAUACCAAAUGUUGACACCUACCUGUGUUCAAACUAGGGACCCCAAAUGGAGACGACCCCUGGAACAUGGGUCCAGGCCCACCAAAUGGAUUAACAAGCCCCUGAUGAGGCCAAUUGGGAUGAGCAGCUUGAAAGCAAUCUCCAUUGGAAAUAUUACAAGUGGCUUUCGAGCUACGGGAAUAUGCCCUUAUGAUAAGGAUGUUCUUCCCAUUGAAGCAUUUGCCCCAAGUCUUGCAACUGAGAAACCUUACCAGGAGACGACCGCCGCUGCCGAUGAUUCGGAAUAUGCUUCAGAUGACUACCUGCCUUUAGAUGGGCGAGGGUUUGGGAGUGCAAUGGAGGAAGAGGCAAGGAAUUCGUUCAUAACGGAAAAGAGGGGAAAACUACAAAAAAUAACAUAUAGAUGUUCUUGUGUCAGAGAAGCCCCAAUAAUGAUGUAUCCAUGCACCAAGGGAUAUGCUAUCUCGAAAGGCGCGUAG
Acanthoscelides obtectus is the source of this 555-nucleotide messenger RNA. NCBI's taxonomy places the organism in Eukaryota, Metazoa, Arthropoda, Insecta, Coleoptera, Chrysomelidae. The record is from the annotation of a GenBank genome assembly.